UUGAUAAGUACUAAAGUUAAUGCAGCAAAGACAUACAUCUGAAAAACCAAUCCCAGGAAACAAUGAGUGAGACUAGGUUUCGUGGAGCUGCCUCUGGAAGUUCUGACAUUGAAAUGGGUGAUGAUAUGAUUGAUUCUAGUCCUGUAAAAAAUGGAUUUGGUAGAGAUCGUGGAACCUGCAAUAUUGAGAUUGAAGUUACACAUAAUAUUUGUGAAAUCCUGAAAGAUUGUGAUAUAGAUUACAUAAUCAGAUUCAAAUUUGGCUGCGCUGGAAUAGUACACAGUGUAACAGAUGCUGACUCAUAUUCCUCAAAACAACCUGAGCCUGAGAUGCUGUAUGAAAAGACAAUCCGUGGGCUGAAGAUUUCAGUAUGGAAAGACGAUCUGACAACACACAAAGUGGAUGCUGUUGUAAAUGCUGCUAAUGAAUAUUUAGAUCAUGUUGGCGGACUUGCUAAAGCCUUAGUUGAUGUAGGUGGACAAAUUAUUGUAAGGGAGAGUAAGGACUUGAUUGAGAAAUGCGGAAAAGUGAAAACUGGUGAUGCAGUUGUAACAACUGCUGGAUAUUUGCCAUGCACAAAAAUCAUUCAUGCUGUAGGCCCUAUUUGGGGCACAGAUAAUCAAAACGAUGCCAGAAGGUUACUCGCAAAAGCCAUUCACAGCAUUUUGCAAAAGGCGUUUGAAUGUAGAAUUAAAACAUUAGCUAUUCCAGCACUGAGCUCAGGAAUAUUUGGUUUUCCUUUGGAUCUUUGUGCAAACAUUAUUGUGAAUACUAUACGGACACGGGAAGCUUAUAGUUAUCCCAAUGAAAUACAUUUAGUGAGUAAUGAUGUAAAAACAGUAAAAGCAAUGGAAAAAGCAUGUUCACAGAUUCUAGGUUACCCUGACAACUUGUCAAAGGGCAUUAGUGGCAACAAAUCUUCUUCUCCGACAUUUGUACAUGUAAUUAAACUUAACUGUCUGAAGUUAAUGUUAAAACGAGGGAAAAUUGAAGACCAGCAGACACAAGUAAUAGUGAACACAAUAUCAUCACAAGGUGACUUAACACAGGGAAUGAUUUCAUCUGCGAUACUGAAGAAAGCUGGUUCACGCCUUCAGGAUAAGAUGCAAGCUGCAUUAAAAGGAGAGAGAAAUAUAAAGGCUGGCAGUGUUAUAAAAACUGAUGCAUGCAGCCUGAAUUGCAGUACAGUGUACCAUGCAGUAUGUGUUCAGUGGACAGAUCAUUUUGCUAUAAAAGUUCUAGAGGAAGUUAUGAAAACAUGUCUAGAAUAUGCACAGAAGGACAAAUUGUCCACCAUUUCUUUUCCUGCCAUAGGAACUGGUAAACUAGAAUUUCCUAAAUCAGUAGUAGCAGAAGUCAUGAUACAGGAAGUAAUCAGCUUUGCUAAACUGAACAGGAGCUGCAAGCUUGACGUAUACUUUGUUCUUUUUCCUGAAGAUCUUGAAACAGUGAAGGCAUUUGAAAAUCAAAUGCAAAUUGCAGACACACAGCUGAAGACUAAAUCAGGUUCUGCAAAAGCUAAAUCUGAAGAUAAUAGUUAUUGCAAGAUGGAUGAAGUUGAAAGAAACAAAGCUGACAAAAGUGACAGCGUUGGCUCAGUGAUUGAGCUUUGUGGAGAAGACAAUGAAACCCUGCAAGAGGCACAGGCAUGGAUUAAAAGAACACUACUUGUUGACCAUCAUUCUUAUGUAAUCAACAAUAAUCAUAUAUUUUACCUUGGCAUGAAAGAACAUGAACAACUGCAAAACAUUGAAGCUACUUAUGGCAUUUCCCUUGUGGAGUUCUUAAGUGACACUGAAGCACACCUGGAAGUAAAGGGUCAUCCAUUUUCAGUGCACCGUGCAUUUCUUGAGAUAGAAAGAUUACUUUGUUUUGUUCAGGAAGAAUAUGCAGUAAAACACGAACGAGAGCUUUUACAGUCAUUGGUUCAAUGGAUGUAUGCAGAUCACAAGAGUAACGUAACCGAUUAUGAUUCUGAAGCUAACAUGAUUAUAGAAAAGGCAUUUCUGAAAAAAGAAAAAUCAGUGGAAGUAAAUGUCAGAGAUGUUCAGCACAUUGUACAUUUUAUAGAUGGGAAUGCAAUUAAUUCUCAGCAACAGCAUUUUCAUAUCGAAAGACAGUGUAAGUAAAAACAUUUGCUAUUUUAUUUUAAUUGGAAUGUAACAUCUAAUGUAUACUCUUGCA
This is a messenger RNA of Protopterus annectens (West African lungfish), 2184 nucleotides long. Its product is annotated as protein mono-ADP-ribosyltransferase PARP9-like. NCBI's taxonomy places the organism in Eukaryota, Metazoa, Chordata, Ceratodontiformes, Protopteridae. The record is from RefSeq and is a predicted model, not a curated record. Gene Ontology annotation, molecular function: transcription corepressor activity; ubiquitin-like protein ligase binding. Gene Ontology annotation, cellular component: cytoplasm; nucleus. The transcript has 7 exons. The coding region runs from base 63 to 2129 and encodes 688 amino acids. Gene Ontology annotation, biological process: positive regulation of type II interferon-mediated signaling pathway; negative regulation of gene expression.